GUUUUUUUUUUUAACCUGUCUCCUCCCCUUCAUCUAACCUUGAUUCCCCUGCUAAGUCUAUGUCAUAGAAAGACCAGCUGUUUCUAAUGUUACAUACACUCACUGUAUAUGCUUAUGCUACACUUGAAGAGUGCGGUAUCAAUGAAUCCACUCAUUGUGUAGGCCCACCCUCUUCUAAAUCGCUGUAACAAUGAGAAGGAAAUGCCAGAGGCACGUUUUGUUUGCAUCACUGACCACACAACCAGUCACCUAUAAUCAACAUAGUCUAGAAAGAGAAGGUCUUUGUUUUGUACACCUCUUGAAUGAACAGUCACAUCUUGGGAGUAUUUGUCUUCUAAGUCGGUGGGUUGUUUGUCGACUGAUAUUAUAAUGAGUCAUUUGUCAACUGUAAACCUUUUUGUUUAAAUGCUCAUCUGAUUCCUCAAUCUUAAAACAUUCCCACGGUCAUGCACUGUUUCCUGCAGAGACACCUGACACAGCCCCCAUUCUAUCUCAUAGAAGUGGGUCUGUGUCUAUUGUCUCUGUGGUUCCAGCCAAUCAGCUAUAAGGACAGGUAUAAAACCUCUGAUGGGUCUUUUAACAAAGAGAUAGAGGACUCGUGUGAUGACUUCCACCCAUCAUGGAGCUCUCCCUGUGUUCUCUGUCAGUUCUGACGCUAGUGGCUGUUGUGUUCAUGGUACCAAUGAAAGACAGAAGUGAGGAUGUGUUAAGCUUUUUGAAUGGUGCCCUUGAUGUUGCUCCCGCUACUCAAAGCACCUCAGGAAAAAUCAAAGGUCCUGAAAACACCUUUGGUAAACCAGCUCCAACCCCUGCAAGACCAAGUCCUUUAAGACCAACAGAGAACUCUGCAGAAAUCUCAAAUGUUACGCAGACUGAAAACUCUGCUUGUUUAACAGAUGUUGUAGACUCAGAUGCCAGAUCCAAAGAGAAAUGCAACUCCGAUGAUCUUACAGAUGCAGAACGAUCUGAAAGUAACUCAGCAGAAAGCAGAGAGGAUUAUGAUGACUCUCUGGGAUCUAAUACAAAGAUUACACAAACUGUGACAGACGACAGUAGCAGCGACGAGACUGACAGUUCUCCUCCAAGUGAUGUGAGAAAAUACAAACAACCUCCAGGAAGGAGAACCAUAAACCCAGACCAUGUCGACAGCAUGCAGACAACCACCAGGCAGGAUCCAACCAAUGGGAGCGAGGAGCUGGAUAGAGAGACUCAGAGGGACCCCACAGUGGGGAGAGAGAGAACCAGCAGAGUGCUCAUUGAUCUCAACAGUGAAGAGGAUGUGAUGGUGGGCUGUCAGGGUACUGUCUGUAUGCCCGGAGAGCAGGGGACUACAGUCAAUGGAGGUGAAAAUGAUGAGAAUACAAGUCUAAACAGUAGAGAUAGAGAUAUCCAAAGCCAAGAGGUCACAGGCACAGCCACGGAGCAGGCCCUACGUAGGGGUAGUUGUAGGGGUGUAGUGAAUGGAGUGUUGGACACAGCCAGAGAACAGCAGGACUUGGACAGUAUGGAGCAUGUCAAUGGUAGACCCAAUGGUACUGAUGAAGCCAAGAGUAGAGGUUCAUCUGGCUUCUAUUCUACCAUGAUUCCAAACUACGGCUUUACAAAAAUGAAGAUCCACAGCAGAAUUCUUUAACUACUGAACCUAUAUUAUUGAAAAAUAUCUGAAUGAUUGCUUUCUAUC
Oncorhynchus tshawytscha (Chinook salmon) is the source of this 1681-nucleotide messenger RNA. RefSeq lists its product as uncharacterized. The transcript has 11 exons. Lineage: Eukaryota; Metazoa; Chordata; Actinopteri; Salmoniformes; Salmonidae. The record is from RefSeq and is a predicted model, not a curated record. The coding region runs from base 620 to 1633 and encodes 337 amino acids.